Zophobas morio is the source of this 1216-nucleotide messenger RNA. It is a transcript of the gene Mob3, whose product is annotated as MOB kinase activator 3. The coding region runs from base 103 to 762 and encodes 219 amino acids. The transcript has 4 exons. Gene Ontology annotation, cellular component: cytoplasm. The record is from RefSeq and is a predicted model, not a curated record. NCBI's taxonomy places the organism in Eukaryota, Metazoa, Arthropoda, Insecta, Coleoptera, Tenebrionidae.
UCGACAUGGCUGCCAGAGUGCGUCGCUGCUUGACAGCUCGAUAAACUUGACGUUUACCUAACCAAUAAAUGUUUAUAUUCGGUUUAUACGCUUUAUUACGACAUGGCUUUAAAUGGAUUUUUUGAUUUCUUCCAGAAGGGAAGAACCUUCAGACCGAAGAAGAAGUUUGCUCAUGGUACGAUCAGGUAUAGCUUGCACAAACAAGCCUGUGCUAGUCUCAACUCAGGGAUUAAUUUGAGAGGUGCAGUCAAACUACCAGAGGGUGAGGAUUUAAACGACUGGAUAGCCGUUCAUGUUGUGGACUUUUUCAACCGAAUAAACUUAAUCUACGGCACAAUUUCCGACUACUGCACCGAGCAAACAUGUCCGACUAUGUCCGGGGGACCACGUUUCGAAUAUCUUUGGGCUGAUGGAGAAAAGUACAAGAAACCGACACCUUUACCAGCCAAGGAAUACAUCAGUAAUUUGAUGGACUGGAUCGAAGUACAAAUAAACAAUCCAGCUCUUUUCCCAUGCACCUCUGAUCUUCCUUUCCCAAAAAAUUUCGAAAAACUUUGCAGCAAAAUUUUGGCAAGAUUACACCGAGUGUUUGUCCACGUUUACAUACAUCACUUCCAAAACAUAGUCACUAUAGCUGCGGAAGCCCACGUGAACACGUGCUACAAGCACUUCUACUACUUCGUGACCGAGUUUGACUUGGUCAGCCAGAAGGAGUUAGAACCGUUGGCAGUUAUGGCGUCCAAAAUCUGCAAGGAUUGUUAGGUUAAGUCAAGAUGGCGGACUGAUUUACUCGAAUUUUGCAUUAACUCGACAUUUUUUAUUAAUCGUAUAGGGUAUAUACUGGAUAGUUAUUAACGUGUCACGUGACUAAUCAAGUACAUGUUUUCUUUCCAUUUCGAAUUUUAUCAGGGUUUUUAGUUUAUGUUAUGUUAGAUUAAUUUAGGGCCAGUUCAAAUCUUGUUGCUGUGUUUUUUUAAUAACUUUAUUUUCUUAUACUUAUUUAAUGUUUCUCGAAGUUAUUUAUAAUGAAUGACCUGGAAGAGGUUGUGGAUUGUUGUUUAAAUUAACGUUUCGUCAGCCAUAUUUGUAUAUAAGUUACGUUGUGAAAAUAUUUAGUGGUCAGUAUUAAAAUAUUAACUCCACAUCACUCAAACUAAGUCACAAUUAUGUAGUUUAGGUUAAAUUUAUACAAUAAAACCAAAGCAGUUACUUCAAA